Molecule: messenger RNA, 948 nt
Organism: Ascoidea rubescens DSM 1968
Lineage: Eukaryota; Fungi; Ascomycota; Saccharomycetes; Ascoideales; Ascoideaceae
Gene: ECM14
Product: putative metallocarboxypeptidase
Exons: 1
Biological process (GO): proteolysis
Molecular function (GO): zinc ion binding; metallocarboxypeptidase activity
Source: RefSeq, a predicted model, not a curated record
UUCUUAAGUCAAUAUCAUCCCUUAAGCUCAAUUUAUGAUUGGUUGGAUAUUCUCUCUGAAGAAUAUCCUCACUUGAUAUCUCAAGAAUGGGUUGGUCAAUCCUAUGAAGGGAGAGAUAUCAAAGCCUACUAUAUCAGUGCUUCUCAUUAUACAAACCAAAAUCCUAAGAAUAAAACUAUCAUUGUAACUGGUGGGAUUCAUGCGAGAGAAUGGAUCUCGACUACAACUGCUCUUUAUGUAAUGACUGAGUUAGUAUCCAGGUAUGGUGAAAGUAAAAAAGUAUCGGAAUAUUUAAAUAAAUUAAAUUUCUUAAUUAUCCCUGUAAUGAAUCCAGAUGGUUAUGAAUACUCUUGGACAACUGAAAGAUUAUGGAGAAAAAAUAGACAGGAAACUUUUCUUCCAAGAUGUUUUGGAAUUGAUAUUGAUCAUUCUUUUGAUUAUCAUUGGACUCAAACCUCCGACAACGAUUAUCCCUGCGACGAAGAUUAUGCUGGUGAUGAUCCAUUUGAAGCAAUUGAAGCUGAACAAUAUAACGAUUACCUCAACUAUACCAAAUCUCAUUUCAAUAUUCAUGGUUAUAUUGAUUUACAUUCUUAUGCCCAAGAAAUCUUAUAUCCAUAUGCCUUUUCUUGCAAGGAAAUGCCAGAUGAUGAAGAAAAUUUAAUUGAAUUAGGUUAUGGUCUAGCAAAGGCUAUAAGAGGUAAAACUGGUAAACAUUAUGGUGUUUUCCCUGCCUGUAAAGAUAGAAACAGUAAUUUAAUGCCUGGAUUAGGUAGUGGAAGCUCUUUGGAUUAUAUGUACAAUAAAAGGGCUUAUUGGGCUUUUCAAAUAAAAUUGAGAGAUUCAGGUUCUCAUGGGUUUUUGCUUCCUUCAAAAUUCAUUAUUCCUGUUGGUCAAGAAAUAUUUCGCUCUGUUAAAUAUUUCUCGGAUUUUAUUUUAAAUCCAGAG